AUGAAGGUCGUUAAUAAGGAUGAUAUCUGCAACGAGGCCAUCGAGCAGACAGACGAUGAGGGAGAGCAGCAGCCAGCUGAGCAUGGCGCUGUCAUCAUGUAUCGUCCAGUAGUGUUGGAUGAAAUUGCCUCUGUUCAGGUUAAUACUUCGUACACAGCUCACACAGUGGACUGGCGAGGAGGGGUCUCUCUGAGUGGUGUUGCAAAACUUUCACUCGACGACAACGAUAAGAAGAGCGAUGUCAAGGUCAAGUUGGACUGUGCUGGAGCGUACUCGGCAGAUUGCAUCAAGGCCAAGUCUCCGGAGUCAUCCUCACCAAUUAAAGCCAAGGGCCCGUUCGUCUUGAAAGGAAAUCUGGCUCUUGCAGAUGAUCCUUUUGCAUCUCCCCCACGAAAUUCGAGCUCUGAAAACGGGGCAGCACAAACUUCGACUGCAACUCAUAAGCGAAGUUCCGAAAAUCGUGGCUCUGACUCCUCAAAUUGGAGACGUUCAGGCAGCUCUCUUGAUAACCAGGACUCUCAUUCGGAAGAGAAGUCUGAUCACGUCAUCAAGAAAGUUCAUAACGAAGCAGGUGACAAAGCAUUAUUCGACGACAAGUUUUUGCCCGAAGGCGCAAACGAUGAAGUUGCUAGUGCUACGUUGGUCAAAGAUGAAAAUUCACAAUCCAUCUUCCCGCCAUCUUGCUGUGUCUUUGUCGCAAACCUUCUUCAAUCCGAAUCCGAGGAAUCACUACAGGUUGCUGUCACGCAGAUCUUCCGCGAAUAUGGAUCAGUUUACGUCAAGAUUCGCCGCGAUGGGAAGCAAAUGCCAUUCGCAUUUUGCCAAUACACGACUCCUGAACAUGCCGAGCGAGCAAUUCGUGAGGGCAGAGGAAGACUCAUUAAGGGUCGUCCCUGCCGUUGCGAAAAGGCCAAAGCACAUAGGUUGUUCUUCGUUGAACGUAAGUAUGGUGCAGUGGUCACCCCACAAGAGGUUCUUUCGCUCUUCGAAACCUUUGGCACAAUUACGCAAUGCUAUACCGCAACUCCUGUCGAGCGGACCUCCUUGAACCUCAACGAAGGUGUCAUUCUUGAGUUUGAGCUUUACGAUGUUGGCCAAGCUGCAUUUGCUGCAUUCCGCAACCAUGAUGUCUACAAGAUCCAGGCUGUCGCUGGCAUGGCAUCAACACCUCCACGCCCAACUCGCCAUGUAAGCACUUCAUCUGCUGAUCGUGAUUAUCUUGAUCGCUAUGAGGUUGACCGCCGUUCCAUCUUCGUUGGUAAUCUUCCAAUGUCGACCACUGAGGCGCAGAUUGCUCAACUCUUUGAACAUUACGGUACCAUCAACAACAUCGUCGUUCGAGAGGCUACCUCGAAAUAUGAUGGCGCUGAAAAGUUCUGCUUUGCGUUUGUCGAAUUCAAUUCCGCAGUUGCUGUUACGCGUGCCAUUCCAGCAAAGAACGGGUUUUCUUUUGGGGGCAAGGUUCUUCGUGUGUCUCAAAAGGACCCGGAUGCCGCGACAAAGAAGCGAUCAGCUCACAGCCGUGGUCUUUCUAUCUCGGCAUACGGUUCGUCUCCUCAAUCACCACAUGAGCAUCGUCGAGGUUCAGAAAGUAUUAGCCAAAUGUCACCAGCAGCUUUCCAAGCCCAGAAUGUUAUGCCACCGUCCAAUCAACAAUAUGGCGCACCUCCAUUCAGUCCUAUGUCAUUUGCAAGCCCAGGAUCAACACUAUAUCAUGAUGGAAAUGGCCAGUAUUUUGCUGCAACCACUUCUUACAACCAGCCUCAGUAUGCCUAUUAUGGUUAUCCGGCUGUUCCCUCUACACCGACCAGUCCAACUUACACUACAGCUCCCCCACCGUCUGUAGCUUCGGGCUCUCCAAUGGCGUAUCCUUCUGGAUACUCUUACUACAAUGGCCAAUAUGUCGUCAAUCCAUACUCACCAAUGGGUAUGCCCGCGCCUUCCUAUGGAGGUUAUCAUCAACCACAACAAGUUGCAUCUUUCAAUGACACUGGCGCCACUUCCAACGGUGAAACUGUUCACGAGGACCGCUCUGCAACACCCACUCCAGCUGGCCAUGGUAGCGCUACUACUGAGCCUACUCUUGAGUCCCAAUAA
This is a messenger RNA of Glarea lozoyensis ATCC 20868, 2097 nucleotides long. RefSeq names its product RNA-binding, RBD. The coding region runs from base 1 to 2097 and encodes 698 amino acids. NCBI's taxonomy places the organism in Eukaryota, Fungi, Ascomycota, Leotiomycetes, Helotiales, Helotiaceae. Gene Ontology annotation, molecular function: RNA binding. The transcript is spliced from 10 exons. The record is from RefSeq and is a predicted model, not a curated record.